GCGUCUUAAUCCUAACCUGACGUUAGUCCCGGUGAUUCUCCGUUAACCCGGUAUUUACCGGCUCACCUCCGUCCUCGGGGGCCGGGUCUGCUCCACCACCGCGGGUUCGUGUCGUUAAAACUUCAGAGGAGCGUUUUGUUGUGAAGCUUGAACACGAUCUCAGAUACGUGACGUUGUCUCACGUACGGAGACGGUGGCGCCAAAAUGGCUCUGAAAUAAGACUGACCGAAUCUUUAGAGCGGUUAAAGUCGAGUAAAAAACACGAAAGUACAACAAUAAGAACGGAUAACGAUGGCAGGAUAGGUACAUUUAAUAUCGGCAUACAUGUCACAGAGGAAUGAGAGUGUUUAAGAGCACAAAUUAAACUUUUCUUCAGUGUUUGACCUCUCUUUCCGGUGAUUUCUACCCACUAACAUUUCCUCUAAAACUCGGUAAUAAACCGGUAAAAUGUUCAGAUCUUUAACAAAUGAAAAUUCAAGGGAAACCUCCGACUAACGGCUGUGUUUGGAGACGAUGGCUGUGAUGGAGUUCGUAGUAAUAUCGAUAAACAAAGAGGAAAAAGAUGGCGAGUUUUGAAUGGAGUUUGGUUUACAGCUCCCCAGCACGUACCCGGGCAGGGCUUCCUGCAGCGUCACUCCACACAAGGAAGCCCGCUCAACCAAUAGGAUCGCACCACUGCUGGGAACAAACAGCGCGAGGCCAAUAAGAAUACCAGUUGGCGGGCUUUUCUUCAAACUUAGCUCUGAUUGGACGAUUAUCCAGCAGAUGGCGUCAUUUCCCUUGUGGCGCCGUGUUCGUAUCGCCCAACAGCAGAGCCAGGAGAGGUAUGUCCAAUCACAAUCGAGGAAUCACUCAGCCAAUGGAAAUUCCGAAUUUCGACCACCGCUGUCACCGCAGCCAAUCAGAGGCCGGGAAACAGAGCUCGGGGCUCAACAGCUUGUUGUUCGUGUAUCGCUUUGCAGUCGACCGAGAGGGGAAGCAGCGACGUCCGUGAAUAGACCCGGAUCCUUCCGAGCUGGACUCCCUCAAAUAACCGAAGAGAUGAAGGCAGCAGACGAGCCUGCCUACCUGACAGUGGGGACGGAUGUCAGCGCCAAGUACAGAGGAGCCUUCUGCGAGGCCAAGAUCAAGACUGUGAAGCGCAUGGUGAAGGUGAAGGUGACUCUGAAAGGUGAGAGCACGUCCCAGGUGGUCCAGGACGACCAGGUCAAAGGCCCUUUAAGGGUGGGCUCUACGGUGGAGGUGAAGACCAACGAGGGUCUGUCCAGCGAGGCCAUCAUCAGUAAGCUGACAGACGCCAGCCUCUACACUGUGGUGUUCGAUGACGGAGAUGAGAAGACGCUCCGUCGGACGUCCCUGUGCCUGAAAGGAGAGAGACAUUUUGCAGAGAGUGAGACUUUGGACCAGCUCCCCCUGACCAACCCGGAGCAUUUUGGCACACCGGUCAUUGGCAAGAAGACGAACCGUGGAGGACGGCGUUCGUCCCAGGCUGUCGCUGACGAGGAGAACGAGUCUUCGUCCAGCGAGGAUGAGGAGGAGGACAGGAGGAGGCUGAACGACGAGCUGUUGGGGAAAGUCACCAGCAUCGAGAACGAAGAAGAUCCCAGCAGCUGGUACCUGGCUCUGGUGGUGUCUCCAAGCUGUAACGAUGAGCUGGUGGUGAAGAAGGACCAGUGCCUGGUUCGCUCCUUCAGCGACUCCAAGUUCUACGUGGUUAUGAGGAGACACGUCAACACCGUCACCGCCUCCAAUAUCACCAGGGCUGAUUACUGCAACAGGAAAGGUUUUGAAGCAGCCCAGAUGUUUCUGAGGAGCAGGGAGGUUCCACAUGUGUGGAAGAUGGACAUGAGUCAGAUCCUGGACUCCUCCUCCAGCGAUGAUGAUGAUGAAGACGAGGAGGAGAAAGAGAGUGAUGAGGAGGAGGAAGAUGAAGAAGAGAAGAAAAAGAAGAAGCGCAUAAAAGAAGAGCCCGAGGAGGAGCCGGAUCCAGAGGAGAGGGAUCACUUCCUGCAGCAGCUCUACAAGUUCAUGGAGGACAGAGGCACCCCGAUCAACAAGCCGCCCGUGCUGGGUUAUAAAGACCUGAACCUGUUCAAACUCUUCAGACUGGUCUAUCAGCAGGGAGGCUGCCAUAAGAUUGAGUCAGGUACCGUAUGGAAGCAGGUCUACAUGGAUCUGGGGAUCCCCAUCCUGAACUCUGCAGCGUCCUACAACGUGAAGACGGCCUACAAGAAGUACCUGUACGGUUUUGAGGAGUACUGUCGCUCUGCCACCAUCACCUUCAGGACCAUCCAUCACAACAACCCCCGCCCUCCUACCAAUCCAGCCAAUCAGAGGCCGGUGGAGCUUAAAGAGACCUGCACGCCGCCGGUGAAAGUGGAGCCUGCGGAUGACAAGAUGGAGGAGGCGGCGUCAGAGAGUGAGAGCGAGAAGGAGGAGGCUAAAGAGAGACAGAUGUCCCCGAGGGGGAGGAGGAGGUGCUCAGGGCUCCCACUGAAGACGGACAGGGAGUCUCCAUCCAGACCAGAGAAGAGAGGAGGAGGAGGAGAUAAUGGAGCGGAGGAGCAGAGGGAGAUGAGGAGACGCAGCCACAGGAGAAUGGAGGACUCAGAGAGAGGCUCUGAGGAAGAAGAGGAGGAUGAUGAUGAUGAAGAAGAGGAGGAGGAAGAGGGGGAAAGGAGGAGAGACAGGGCUGAGGGGGAGGAGGACGAGGACUCCCUGGCAGGGACGAAGGUCAGGGUGAAGUACGGCAGAGGAAAGACACAGAAGAUCUACGAGGCUCACAUCAAGAAGACUGACGUGGAUAACGGAGAACAGUUCUACCUGGUCCAUUACUACGGCUGGAACGUCAGGUACGAUGAGUGGGUCAAAGCCGAUCGGAUCAUCUGGCCCGUCGAGAAAGGGACAAAGAAGAAACAGAGGAAGAAGGGGAAGACCAAGGAGAAGGAGGAGUCAGAGAAGGAACGUGACGAGGAGAAGGCAGUGCUGAAGCCCACAGGAGCAAAGAGGGGCCGUCCUCAGACCAGGACGCCGCCCACCGGACCCUCAGGACGCAGCGUCUCUAAAACACCCAGCAACGAAGGACGCUCCAACGGCAGGAACAGGACAGAGACGACGUCCAGCAUGUCCAAUGGAGACAACACUCCUCGCAGGAGAACACGGAGAACGUCAGGGAUGUACGACUCAGACCGGGCGUCCAAUGAGGAUUCUGGGAACUCAUCAGACGACAGCGAAUCAGAAGACCCUCCUGACAAGAAGCCGUCGCCAUGGAGAGGGAGGGUCGAUGCCCCCCCCAGUCAGCAGGAGGAGGAGGAAGAGGAGGAGGAGGGUGAUGAGGAGAGGACUGAAAACUCCGUCAGUACCAAAACCGCUGACAAUGAAGAGACCGCGGCAACAACUGCUCAGCCUCCUGUUGCCUCAGAGCCUCCAUGUCCCAGCAUGCCUCAGGAGAAGACUGACAGGCCUCUGAGCCAAUCAGAGAAGGAGGAGGAGCCUGCAGUCGAAGCAGCAGAGUUACCUGUUCAGUUAGAGAAGGAGGAGAAAACAAGACCACAGGACGGAGCCGCCAGGACGCCACCUGUCCAGGACAGGAACAGGACAUCACCAGGACAGGAAGUGGUUGCUAAGACCUCACCAGGACAGGAAGUAGGCCUCAAGAUGCCUAAUGUCCACGACAGGAGUAAGACAUCACUAGGACAGGAAGUGGGUGCCAAAACACCAUCUGUGGUCGACAGGAGACAGGAAGUGGUUGCCAAGACGCCAUCCGUCCAUGACAGGAGUAAGAUGUCACCAGGACAGGAGGUAGUCACUAAGACGCCGCCCCGGAGGGCGUCACCACUUUCCGACAGGACCGCUAAGACGUCCACGCCCACUGCCACAGACAAACUCAAAGCUUCUCCAGAGAAGGCGGCAGACGAGGACAGGUCGACACCUCUGUCUUCCCCUAGGGUCAAAGGUCGCAGGGCCGCCCUCAGAGAGGCAGGCUCUGAAACUCCUCCCACAACGCCACAACGCACUCCCAGCCCUGCCACCACUGCUAGUCCUGCCCACAUGGCACUGAUGUCGUCUCCUCCCCGUGGCGUCCUGAAGAGACAGGACGAGCCAAUGGUCGUCCUCCACUGCCUCCCGUCACAGCGACUCCCCCCCGACACGCCCACCGCCGACUCAGAUACUGACUCCGCCUCUGAGGAGGAGGGGCUCACUGAGGAGAGAAGUGGCUCGACAUUGAAGCGUAAAGCAGCUGAGCAAAGAUUGGUGGAGAAGAAGCUCCGCCCUGAACGCAGACAGGAAGAGGCUGCCUCCCCUAAAACCCCACCUGCCCCGUCCAAGAUGGCUGCUGGCGCCUCCCCCAAGACCCUCCCCUCACCCCUCCGUAGGGGCGAGACAGAAAGGAGGAGUCAGAAGAUGGAGGAGUGGCCUCGCCCACCUGAGGAGACUCUGAGGGAGGGCGGUGCCACAAAGGAGGCAGAGCUCCCAGCUGGGGCCCCAGCCCCUCCUCUGGAGGCCCAUGACCCGACCCCCUGUGAGGAGGCGGAGCCUCAGAUGGGCCCUGAAGCACUGGUCUGUCAUGAGGUCGACCUGGACGACCCUGACGAUCGGGACAAGCCGUCUCCGCCCCCAGAGCACCUCCUCUUGAUGAUGACACAGGCCCCUCCACCUCUCAUUAACUCCUCCCCUCUCAUAAACUCCGCCCCACUCCUCUCCCAGACUCAGGUCCCACCCUUCUUAACUGCUGCUGCUCAAAACCCCGCCCCCUGCCCUGACGAGCUCCACCAAACCAGGAGCGCCGCAGAGGAGGAGCGAGGAGGAGGGAGGGCGGAGCAUGAGGGAGAUUCCAGCCCUGGGUUUGAUGGCUCCGCCUCAUCCUCCUCCACCGCCACCGCCACGUCCACCGCUGCCUCGCUGCUGUCUCUGCAGGACGCCAAGGACAGAGGUCAGAAGAGGGUGAUGGAUGUGAACUCCAGCCCAACGGCCAAGAAACACAAACGAAACCAGAAACGACCGCACACGCCUGGGAAGGCUGACAAGAACGGAGCAGGUCACAGCAGCGACAGUGAGGACCAGUCCCGGGUCUCGUCUCUGCCCCAGAAGUCUCAGAAGUCUCGCUGUCCCGGCCUGUCGUCUCCGUCCUCUCACAGCAAAGACAAACACAACUUCUCUCCUCAGAGGACGUACAAGUGGACCUUCCAGCUCGAUGAACUGGACUCCAUGUCCAGCACUGAGAGGAUCUCCUUCCUCCAGGAGAAGCUGCAGGAGAUCAGGAAGUACUACAUGACGCUGAAGUCAGAGGUGGCGUCCAUUGACCGCCGCAGAAAGAGAUUAAAGAAGAAGGAAAGAGAAGUCUCCAACACCACAGCCUCCACCUCUUCAGGGUCCUCAGACACCGGGAUGAGUCCUUCGUCGGCCUCGCCCACUCAGAACACUGUCGCCGUGGAGUGUAGGUGAUGACACGCCCACCAAGGACCCACCCACCUUCAGUCCCGCCCCUGUCUCACCACAGACUCAACCCACUCAGCCAGCUCUGACGCCUUGAUUGGUUGAACCCUGGUCCAGGUCAGAGACUGAGCCCAGACUGAC
Messenger RNA from Cheilinus undulatus (humphead wrasse), 5577 nucleotides. It is a transcript of the gene arid4a, whose product is annotated as AT rich interactive domain 4A (RBP1-like). The transcript has 26 exons. The coding region runs from base 577 to 5445 and encodes 1622 amino acids. The record is from RefSeq and is a predicted model, not a curated record. Gene Ontology annotation, biological process: regulation of transcription by RNA polymerase II. Gene Ontology annotation, cellular component: nucleus. Lineage: Eukaryota; Metazoa; Chordata; Actinopteri; Labriformes; Labridae. Gene Ontology annotation, molecular function: transcription cis-regulatory region binding.